UGCCAAAGUCACGUGAAUAAUCCCAACGAGUUGGGUACCGAAUGUGACGCGGUCAACAUCGUGCACGGACGCCAGCGACAGUGUGCCCAAGCCAAACGAAACGAAACGAUGGUCGGCCAGCACGAAGACAAGACCAAUAACAUCCGGUCACGCGCCGAGCGUAUCGCAAAACGCUUCAACAAAUGGCUUAGGAAUUUCGUCGAGAAGAGCGGCGACAACGGCGGCGGCAUUGCGAUGGAACCAGAGACCUGUUUCGUUCAGAACCUCAUCAACUACCGCCACAACCAGAUAGAACAAGACAAGGGCGAGAUCCUAGAAGAUAUACUCCGUGCCGAGAUACCAACAGACGGGGCGGCCGCAUGGGGGCUCUGGUACAUUGAGAUGUGUUCUCUGAUGCUUAGAACUGCCCAGGACCGGAGAUACUCGAAGACGGGUGAUCCCAGGAAAGAAAAGGCGGAACGGAAUAAGAUGCAUGCAUGUCGUCUCUUGAAUCAAAUUGUGAAUGGCCUUUGGCCCAUUUUGCAAGAGGAUUGUUUGGUGUUUUACCGUUUUUUUGCCGAGACGAACAUCCGUUUAACGGAGGUCUCGCGACUUGAGGACCGGUCGGAGUUCGUCGGAUUUUUCGUUAACAUUCUCGUUGGUGAAAUAUCAGAGGGCAAGGUAACUUUCUUAACCUCACCAUAUCGGCCCCUGACUGACUUGUCUACCUCCUUAGCUAUCAGGAGGUAUGCCGUGUGAUUGGACUACAUAAGCUUGCGCACCUAGACAUGGACGUGGAGGUCGCUGGGUGUAAGGAUAGACUCCUACGGGGUGGGGUAGGUUUGGCUUUCAGGGUCGCACUGGCGCCGAGGCGCUCGACAGAGCUCAUCGCUACCCCUGGUGGACCUCCACCACCCGCGCCACCCGCGCCGCAG
Molecule: messenger RNA, 914 nt
Organism: Lasiosphaeria miniovina
Lineage: Eukaryota; Fungi; Ascomycota; Sordariomycetes; Sordariales; Lasiosphaeriaceae
Exons: 3
Coding region: 109-738 (209 amino acids)
Source: RefSeq, a predicted model, not a curated record